This is a messenger RNA of Nezara viridula (southern green stink bug), 615 nucleotides long. The record is from the annotation of a GenBank genome assembly. NCBI's taxonomy places the organism in Eukaryota, Metazoa, Arthropoda, Insecta, Hemiptera, Pentatomidae.
AUGGCUGAUGAAAUUGCAUCAGCAAUGGAGCAGGAAAUGGUGGAAGAACAGGCUAUAAAGUGCCCAAGGCCUUCAGCAAAGAGGCAAAGGAAAGGAUCUCCUGACGCCCGAGAAGAAACAGAUAAAGAACGUGUAGACGAUAGUCUUCUGCAAGAUGCACGUAGAAUCAAAGAAAACAUCAGGGUCUACAUGAACGCAACAGACAGGAACGUGAGUGCGAAAGUACAAAAGCACGUUAAUGGGAAAAUUCAGCAGUUAAUAGAUAUAAUGGAGACAAUAUAUGAUAAGAACUAUGAAAAAACGUUUUUAGUACAACGUGUGGUAAAGGACACAUUAGCUUCCUCUGAAAUGUAUGAUAUCAUAGUAAAUGCAUUAGUGGAAAAAGCAGUACCUAUGGUUAUCGAGGGACUCAAGUCGGAAAGUAAAACCAUACAAAGACCACUGUCAGAACCUCAGACAUCUCGGGAGUUUCCAUGCGUUAAAGAACAACCGCUAUUAGCCGAUGCCCACGCUAUUAUUGAGACCACGGAGAAUGAAAGUUUCCAGGAACCCGCACGUGUGGCGCUUCCAGGUAGGACGCCGGUGAACUACGUUCCGGUUGGUGGCGGCAGAUGA